AUGAAUUAUGAGCUUCCUACUUCUCCUUCUUGUGCUGAUGCUGUGCCAGCCAGUCUCUGGGAAGCUUGUAUACCUUAUGAUACACUAAGAAUACCACGCUACAUUUUUAAUAUUCAAGUGGUCAACAAGGAUGCCUGGAUCUUGAGAAAUCUCACUCUUGGCUACAAUAUCCAUGACAACUAUGUGAGCACACUUGGGACAUCAGAUGCCUUGCUGGAUAUACUUUCUACCGGAGAAGCCAAUGUUCCUAACUACAGCUGUGGAAGGAAGGACAACCUUUUAGUUCUUCUUGAUGGAUCUAAAAAGGACAUCUCCAUCCAAAUGUCAACAUUAGGAAGCAUCUACAAAAUCCCACAGAUCAGUUUUCAAUUAUUUUCAGAGUCACUGAAUGAUAAAAGUCAAUUGCCUUUUUACCAUCGGCUUUUCCCCAAAAAAGAAUUCCUCUACCCAGCCUUUGUCCAAUUGCUUCUGCAUUUCAGAUGGACCUUGGUUGGUCUCUUUGCUUCAGACACUGAAAAUGGAGAUAAUUUUAUGAGGACUUUCACUCCUCUGCUUGUGAGGAAUGGAAUUUGUGUUGUUAUAUCACAGCAAUUCUCAACAACUGGACAUAUAGCUCCCCUCAGGGCUGCCCUCUCUAAGUGGAGGAUGAAGCUGUACUUUGACGAAAAUGGAGAUUUAGAAGCUGAUCUGGUCAUCAUUAGUUCAAUGGUUUUCCCCAAUAAGGAACUAAUGCCAGAGCAACUGGGGAGUUAUGAGAGAAAAAGACUUAUCAUCAACCCUGAUACUCUGUCUCGGCUAAAGCUCCUCAACAAGUCUCUGCCUCAAUCCAAAUGUGUAGAAAAUUGUCAUCCUGGUUUUGUCAAGAGAGCUCGGGAAGGGGAGCCAGUUUGCUGCUAUGACUGCGUUCCUUGUCCAAAAGGGACCAUCUCUACUCAGGAAGAUACAGAAAAAUGCACCAAAUGUCCAGAUGAUAAAUACCCAAAUGAAGACCGAGUUCAAUGUAUUCCCAAAAUCAUAACAUUCCUGUCUUAUGAAGACCAUCUGGGCAUCAUCCUGAUUUCUUUUGUCCUACUCUUCUUCCUAACUACAGUCUUUGUGUUGACCAUAUUCAUUAAAUACCUACAAACUCCCAUUGUCAAAGCCAACAACCGGGACCUCUCUUACAUCCUCCUUGUCUCCCUCCUGCUUUGCUUCUUGUCUCCUCUCCUCUUCAUUGGUCAACCAAGGAAUGCCACCUGUCUUCUCCAACAAAUGGUGUUUGGCAUCAUCUUCUCAGUUGCCAUUUCUUCUCUCUUGGCUAAGACAAUCACGGUGGUGCUGGCUUUCCUGGCCACAAAACCAGGAAACCGAGUGAAGAGAUGGUUGGGGAAGAGCUUGGCCAACUCCAUCAUCCUUUCUUGUUCUGCUGUCCAAGUUAUCAUUUGCUCCAUCUGGAUGGGAGUUUCUCCCCCAUUCCCUGACUCUGACCUCCACUCCCAGCCUGGAGAGAUCAUCCUGCAAUGCAAUGAAGGGUCUGUUGCCAUGUUCUACAUCACCCUCAGCUACCUGGGCAUCUUGGCUGCUAUCUGCUUCACAUUAGCUUUCCUAGCCAGGAAUCUCCCUGGGGCCUUCAAUGAAGCCAAGUUGAUCACCUUCAGCAUGCUGGUCUUCUGUAGUGUCUGGGUAAGUUUUGUGCCCACCUACUUGAGCAUCAAAGGAAAAUACAUGGUGGCUGUUCAGGUCUUCUCUAUAUUGUCAUCAAAUGCUGGUCUGCUGGUCUGCAUCUUCAUCCCCAAGUGCUACAUUAUCAUCCUGAGGCCAGACCUCAAUAUAAAGGAGCAUUUUACAUAUAGAAGAAAUGCAGAAGUGCACAUUUUGACUGAGGUAGAGACUAAGCAGAAAAAGAAAGAAUUUCCCCCCAAAGUAUGUUAA
Messenger RNA from Notechis scutatus (mainland tiger snake), 1911 nucleotides. Lineage: Eukaryota; Metazoa; Chordata; Lepidosauria; Squamata; Elapidae. The record is from RefSeq and is a predicted model, not a curated record.